Molecule: messenger RNA, 321 nt
Organism: Gongylonema pulchrum
Lineage: Eukaryota; Metazoa; Nematoda; Chromadorea; Rhabditida; Gongylonematidae
Source: the annotation of a GenBank genome assembly
AUGUCUGGUUUGGAAGAAAAUGUACCUGUUCCGGUAAAAUUUACGUUUGCUCGACGUUACGGCUUUUAUCUGUUCCAGUCCUAUUUUCCCACAUCACUGACCGUCAUCAGCUCAUGGGUCGGAUUUUUUUUCGAUGUACGAUCUGUUUCUGCAAGGAUAACUUUGGGUGUUUCGUCACUACUGGCACUGACAUUUCAGUUCGGUAACGUUUUGCGUCAUCUACCUCGCGUCAGCUACAUCAAAAUGGGAGCGCGAGAGGCAGAUCGGUUCAAAAGUUCUCGGUCAUUGGCUCAAUCAAAUAAGGUUGGUGAGAAAAUUUGA